Messenger RNA from Topomyia yanbarensis, 1733 nucleotides. Its product is annotated as alkaline phosphatase, tissue-nonspecific isozyme-like. The record is from RefSeq and is a predicted model, not a curated record. NCBI's taxonomy places the organism in Eukaryota, Metazoa, Arthropoda, Insecta, Diptera, Culicidae. Gene Ontology annotation, molecular function: alkaline phosphatase activity. Gene Ontology annotation, biological process: dephosphorylation. Bases 48 to 1733 code for a protein of 561 amino acids. The transcript is spliced from 2 exons.
UCUUACAAUACACUUCGAAAAGAAAGACGCCCCCUGACCGCUGUAAAAUGAUUCGUCAGUUGUUUUAUGUGUUGUUAUUGGUUGUGCUUCAUGCGAGAGCGCAGCGAACAGUUCACCAGAUCAACCCUGGUCCAGAAAGGGAACAUUACCACGGCAAAAAUCAUCUCCUACUGAAAUCGCCAAAAGAUGCCAUUACCGAGAAGGAAAGAAGUUCAACGUAUUGGAACGACGAAGCUCAACGGACACUCAGUGAGAAGCUAAACCAAAAGCCCGUCGCUUCGAAAGCUAAGAACAUCAUCUUUUUCAUUGGCGACGGUAUGUCCCCGCAAACGGUGGCUGCCACUCGCAUGUAUCUUGGCAAUGAAAAUGAAAUGCUUUCCUUCGAAAAGUUUCCCCAUCUGGGACAAGUACAGACCUACUGCGUAAACCGAUUGGUGCCCGAUUCGGCCUGUACGGGAACGUCCUACCUCUCCGGAGUUAAAAUCAACUACGGUAUGCUGAAUUUGGCAGCGUCAAUUCCCAGAUAUACCUGUGAGUAUGAGAAAAGCAAUGAAACCGAAAUCUAUGGUUUGAUGAAGUGGGCUCAGGAUGCCGGAAAAGCGACUGGUAUUGUGACGAAUACUCGGAUAACGGAUGCAACACCGGCAGCGACAUACGCUCAUAGUGCGAGUCGUGGAUGGGAAGGCGACGGAGAGGUUGCCAACGAUAAAUGUGAUCCGAAGAAAACAAUCGACAUUGCCCAACAGAUGGUUUACAACGAGGUGCCGAAAAAUUUCAAAGUCAUUCUUGGGGGUGGACGAAGAUUUUUCCUACCUAGAGAGGUGAGAGAUGAAGAAGGAUCGCGCGGAUAUCGUAUGGACGGUAGAUAUCUGAUAGGCGAAUGGCUGGGCAUACACAAAGCGAUGGGCGAAUCGUCGUACGUGUGGAACAAGACUCAACUAAUGGCGACGAACUUUGGCGAAACGGACUAUCUGUUGGGUCUCUUUGAAGCCAGCACUAUGAAAUACAAUCUGGAAAUUCAAGAUCAGGGCACCGGUGAUGCUGAACCGAGGCUUGUGGAAAUGACCGAGGCCGCUAUUAAAAUGUUACAGAAACACGCCGAUGGAUUCGUCUUGUUCGUGGAGGGUGGAAUGAUUGAUCUGGCACAUCACAGCAAUCGAGCACGAAUGGCGCUGGAUGAAACGGCAGAGUUUUCGAGGGCGAUUGAGCUUGCUCGGAAGCUUACGAGUGUCGAGGAUACGUUGAUUGUGGUUAGUUCGGAUCAUAGUCACACUAUGACUUAUAAUGGGUAUACGAAACGAGGUCAAGACAUCCUGGGAUUCGCGGACAAUAGCGACCGUGACGGUUUGCCGUACACCACUUUGAGCUACGCCAACGGACAGGGUUACUAUGAAACUUACAAACCGGAAAAUUUAGCGCAACGGCAGGACUUGUCGGAACAAGAUUUCACGGUGUACAACAAACGUUAUCCAGCAACUGUGCCGCUUAGUACGGAAUCACACGGAGGCGAAGAUGUCGCUGUGUAUGCUUCAGGACCGAUGUCGCACAUUUUCAUCGGUAAUUACGAGCAAAACACGUUGCCCUAUCUGAUGGCGUAUGCUGCGGAAAUCGAAUGGCACACUCCCGAAUCGAUUCAAGAUGAAGAUGGUGGAGCUGCUUGGUUGUCGGUAUCUUUGCCUUUGUUACUAUGUCUAAUCAUUACGGUUGCUCUUUGGGAUCGAUAUCAGGCAUGA